UACUACCCCCCAUGGUUUACACCAAGCUCUUCACCCUCGCUGCCCUCACCAUCCUUGCGGUCGUCACAGGGGUAACCAGCGAAGAUCCAAAUCCGAUUCUUCCCGGCCAAUGUAUCAGCCCUCGCACCAUCCAGUGCUGCGUAGAUGCCCGAAACAUAAACGAUCUCGAUCCGAACAUGAGAGGCCUUGUGGAAUCUAUCGUGCUGUUACCUCUGCCAGAUGUCGGCCCGCUCAUUGGAUUUUCGUGUACGCCGGCUACGCAGGACGUUAAUGGGAAUUUCUCGUGUGGUGAAGGUUCCCCUCAUCCUUUGUGUUGUGCGAAUAACUAUUAUGGUGGUAUAAUCUCCAUCAAAUGCGUUCCUGUGACCCUCUGAGCCUUAUUCCGGGUCGUUUUGAACUUGUUCUUCAGUUAUUGGUCAAACAUGCAGAAUGUAAUACAGAAAAGAGAGAGUCGAGGAAACUGUGUCGGAAUCGGAUUUUGGGUCAGGUAGUCAGUGACUAGUCAUGUUACGUAUGUUCUUGAAAGGAAACCCUAAAAAACAUAAUUCAGAAGAGCCUC
Molecule: messenger RNA, 559 nt
Organism: Marasmius oreades (fairy-ring Marasmius)
Lineage: Eukaryota; Fungi; Basidiomycota; Agaricomycetes; Agaricales; Marasmiaceae
Exons: 3
Coding region: 12-374 (120 amino acids)
Cellular component (GO): fungal-type cell wall
Molecular function (GO): structural constituent of cell wall
Source: RefSeq, a predicted model, not a curated record